CACGUUCGGUUGAGCUCCAAGUAGACCAGCGGCGGCGGCGGCAGAGGCAGCGGUGCUGAAGGCGCAGAGGGCGGCGCAGGCGGAGCCGGGCAGCGGGCGCGCGGGCCACGAGCAAGCGAGCAAGCUGCAGGCUUCGGGCGGGCAGCGGCACAGCUCAGGCCGAGCCGGCGCGGGAGGAGUUCCAAGGCGAUGGGGCCGCGGCCGGGGCUGACGCUUUGACAGCUGGAAAGAGCGCGGAGCCAGCGCCGGGGAGGGAGGGAGCGCGGCGAGCGGAGCGCGAGCAAGCGGGCGAUCGCCGGGAGGGGGCCGGGAGCAGGGCAGCUCGGGAGACCGGACGGUAGCGGCGGCGGCGGGCUCGGCGCCCUCUUCUCUGCAAGCCAUGUUUGCCAAAGGCAAAGGCUCGGCGGUGCCCUCGGACGGGCAGGCUCGGGAAAAGUUAGCUUUAUACGUCUACGAAUAUUUACUGCACGUAGGAGCACAGAAAUCUGCACAGACCUUCUUAUCAGAGAUUCGAUGGGAAAAAAACAUCACACUGGGAGAACCUCCUGGGUUUCUGCACUCGUGGUGGUGUGUAUUUUGGGACCUUUACUGUGCAGCUCCUGAAAGGAGAGACACUUGUGAACAUUCAAGUGAAGCAAAAGCCUUUCAUGAUUAUAGUGCAGCAGCUGCCCCAAGCCCAGUGCUUGGCAACAUUCCCCCCAAUGAUGGGAUGCCCGGAGGCCCCAUCCCGCCAGGUUUCUUUCAGGGUCCUCCGGGGUCACAGCCCUCGCCGCACGCACAGCCUCCACCUCACAAUCCCAGCAGCAUGAUGGGACCCCACAGUCAGCCUUUUAUGUCACCGCGAUAUGCAGGCGGCCCCAGGCCCCCGAUCAGAAUGGGAAACCAGCCUCCAGGAGGAGUUCCUGGGACACAGCCAUUGCUGCCCAAUUCUAUGGAUCCCACACGACAACAAGGUCACCCCAACAUGGGAGGAUCAAUGCAGAGAAUGAACCCUCCCCGAGGCAUGGGGCCCAUGGGGCCUGGCCCACAGACUGACCCUUGGUUAUCGUUGCAGAAUUACGGCAGCGGCAUGAGACCACCACCCAACUCCCUCGGCCCCGCCAUGCCUGGGAUUAACAUGGGCCCAGGAGCUGGCAGACCCUGGCCCAAUCCCAACAGUGCUAACUCAAUCCCGUACUCCUCCUCCUCACCCGGUACCUAUGUGGGACCCCCUGGUGGUGGCGGCCCUCCAGGAACCCCCAUCAUGCCUAGUCCUGCGGAUUCAACAAAUUCCAGUGACAACAUCUACACAAUGAUUAAUCCUGUGCCGCCUGGAGGCAGCCGGUCCAACUUUCCAAUGGGUCCUGGCUCAGAUGGCCCGAUGGGAGGCAUGGGCGGCAUGGAGCCACACCACAUGAAUGGAUCCUUAGGAUCAGGAGACAUAGAUGGACUUCCAAAAAAUUCUCCUAACAACAUAAGUGGCAUUAGCAAUCCUCCAGGCACCCCCCGAGAUGACGGCGAGCUAGGAGGAAACUUCCUCCACUCCUUCCAGAACGACAAUUAUUCUCCAAGCAUGACGAUGAGUGUGUGACCCCCGCUCCAAGACGCUGAGAGCCGGCAUUGCAGGCAGAAGAUGCCAGAAAUAUGCAAGAAGAAGUGAGGUGUCGAUACCAGGAGCUGGGGGAGGGUGUCUCCUGCUCCCCUCCACCCCUCCCAUCCACUCCCCCACCUUUCCCAAUUUUAGUUUCAUGCAAUAAAAAGGCCAAACUUUUUAUUCCAUAAAACAUGAAGGACAAAAACUCAAAAAAUGUAUUUCAAGUCAGCAAUCAGAAAAAUCCUACCCUCUCCUCACCCUAAAGGACCUUUCUGUACAUGACACUUUUUGUUUGUUCGUUUGUUUGUUUGGGAUUUUAUCGUUGUUGGGAUUUUUAAUUUGUUUUUGGGGGGUUUCUUUUAGGGAAAAAAAUUUUUUUAAUGGAAGCUUCUAGCAAGCCCUACACCCACCCCACUCUUUGCUUUCUUCUUUAAAAAAAAAAGGAACAAAAAAAAGGAAAAAGAAAAAAAAGGCCAAAAAAAAAAAGGGAAGAAAAACCCGCAAGCCCUGCCAUGUGUCCUACCACCAGAAAGCUAGUCUAGGUGUGCGAUGCCACACUGACUUUGUAGCCAUCUAAUAAUAAUAAUAAACUGGACAGUUUACAACCGGUGGUCCCUUUCAAAGGCUGUCUGGGGAGAAGGAAGAGUCCACCAUUUCCACGUGGGCCUUUGGGGUUUGCACUGGGCGAGGAGACUGGCCAUCACAACACACCGGCACCCCUGUGGCCAUAGCGCCCAGAGCCCCCAACCUGCUGUCGCCUAACAGAGACCAUCGCUGUGACCCAGCAUACACACUGUUCCCGGAUGGCUGCCUCUUCAGACCUCGUGCCCGGCCACUGGGGCCUCCAGCCCUCGGUCCCCACCGCUCUUGGCAAGACUCCUGCUGGCUGGGUUGGAGAGGCCCCACCCACAGAAUGGCUGUGAUCUGGGACAUGGAACUGGCCUCCACGUUCUGGUCCCUAAGAUCCUCACAUAGUGCGCACAGGCAGGGCGGGCUGAAGUGGUUUUCUUUUUUUUUCUUUUUUUUUUUCUUUUUUCUCCUGUUUGUCAUUUUUCAAAGAUGGGUAUUGGUUAGAAUCGCUCUGUAUUUGCUUGGAACUGGAUGGACAGACUUCGGCAUCGCUGUGGGGGUGGGGGGAGCACCAGCAACCAAACAGACGCUGUCUCUGGUCCUGUUUUUAUUUUCAAAAACCUACAAACCUGAUGGUGGAGCUGUCCCCUCCUAGGAGGGUGACUUGGCUGCCCUGGCCUCGCCCUGGCAACCUCCGUGUCUUGCCCCAGACACUGAAUUCUUUGUACAUUUACACCGUCCUCGUGCCCCACCCACCCUUGUAGCUGGUCUUUGUUUUCUUACCUCCCCUUUCUGACCCAUGUAUAUCAUAUUCUGUGAGAUACCAUCUGCCUGAAAAAAGACCUUGUGCGGAUUCUUGGGAACAUUGUAGCUGUUUCUGUGUUUUUUCUUACCUUGUAGUCUGGUUCUGAAUUAUGAGAGGAAAAAAAAAGUAAUUAUGAUACAUUGUAGUUUGUGUACGAUAUAUGUUGAUAACGUUUUAUUAAAGGGACAUCUUUUUUCCGCA
This is a messenger RNA of Microtus ochrogaster (prairie vole), 3149 nucleotides long. It is a transcript of the gene Ssbp3, whose product is annotated as single stranded DNA binding protein 3. Lineage: Eukaryota; Metazoa; Chordata; Mammalia; Rodentia; Cricetidae. Gene Ontology annotation, biological process: positive regulation of transcription by RNA polymerase II. Gene Ontology annotation, cellular component: nucleus. The record is from RefSeq and is a predicted model, not a curated record. Gene Ontology annotation, molecular function: protein binding; single-stranded DNA binding.